AUGAUACCAACUGCCCAACGUAUGGACGAUACAUCGAACGCGUCAGAAGGAGCACUCUCUAUGAAUAAUGAACAAGAGCCGAACAGCACGACAACAGCACAAGCGAUACGCGGGCCAACCCAAGAAACUUCAAGUGCGGAAGCUAAUUCUAAUCAAGCACAGAUAAAGUGCACACAAAUUAACUUACAACGGGCGGUAGCCGCGACCACGCAGGUAGUCCAGCAUGCUAUUCAAUAUAACUUAGAUUUCUUGAUAAUUCAAGAACCUUAUUGUCGCGAGGGCCAAGUGGCAAGCCUACCACUGGCAUGGAAAAUUUUUCAGAAGAAAGCCAAUGCAGAACAAGCACCACGGGCAGCCAUUGUCUGCUGCAACCCCUCCUGGUCUCCAUACGUAGUAACCACAGAAAGAGACUUCGUUACUAUUCUAGUCAUCUUUGAAGAGCAGCAAUUCCUCCUAACCUCCGUCUACUCCCCGCCCACGGAAGGUCUUACGGAUGUGACUUGCAACUUUAUACGAGUGAAACAGAAAUGCCCAACAGUACCUCACGUCGUUGGAGGAGAUUUCAAUGCACAUAAUAUUAUAUGGGGCUACCAAGACACAACGCCUAAAGGGCGAGACAUGGAAGACUUUAUGGCCUGUCACGAUCUACAUUUACAUAAUAGUCAAGGGGCACAACCAACCUAUGACAAUACCUAUCAUAAAGGAUGGCCUGAUCUUACACUCUCAACUGCUAAUUUUGCCAACAACUUUAGCUCAUGGGAUGUUCUAGAUGAUGAGAGUAACUCAGAUCAUCGAUACAUCCACUUCACACUAACACUUGAAGCCAGCAUUAAUAUCCUCCAGAGAUUCAAACUACCGGGCGGAAAGAUACGACGACUGAAGAAUGCCUUUCAGGAGCUGCUCAUCAGAGAAGAAGACAUACUAGAAGAGCUUACCCCACCCCCAAGAACUGGAUGA
Molecule: messenger RNA, 957 nt
Organism: Stegodyphus dumicola
Lineage: Eukaryota; Metazoa; Arthropoda; Arachnida; Araneae; Eresidae
Source: RefSeq, a predicted model, not a curated record